UCUAGUUCGCGUUUGUUAUGUUUGGAAUAGAUUAUUUGUCUUAGUCUUUAAUUGAAACUAAAUAAGCUUAAUACGAAUAAGAAAUAAAAAAAAAACUAUUUGUACAAUAGUUUAAAAAUGACUCAAAGGGAACGCCGGUCUAAUGCUGGCAAUCGCAUGGCAAAGUUGCUUGAUGAGGAGGAAGAAGACGAUUUCUAUAAAACAACUUACGGCGGCUUCCAAGAAGUGGAAGAAGAUCGAGAUUAUAUACAGGAAAAAGAAACUGAGGAUGUCGUAGACUCCGAUUUUGAUAUUGAUGAAAAUGAUGAUCCAGUUUCUGACCAUGAGACAGAUGUAAAAGAAAAGCGUAAAAUUAAUACCAAAGGCUAUAAGGAUCCUAAUAGAAAAAAGAAAUUGGAAAAAACAAAGAAGGUUCUGACAAAAAAACCAAAAGAACCUAAACUAAAGGAUGAUUCGGAGAAAACAGAAAAAGUUGAAAAGUCAUUCUUCGAUACUUCUAUAGAGAGAAAAUCAAUAAGGCAGAGCACAGCAGUGAAAUCAGCGGAAACCCAACAAAGAAUUAAAAUAAGAUCAGAAUUAAAAAAGAAAAAACCGAAAAAAGUGGAAGAGAGAGUAUUAACUCAAGAAGAACUGCUUGAGGAAGCACUUAUUACUGAAAAAGAAAAUUUGAAAAGCUUAGAAAGAUUUGAGCAAAGUGAAUUAGAGAGAAAAAAGAUCAGACCGAUUAAGAAAUCUAUUACUGGACCAGUUAUAAGAUAUCAUUCGUUCUCAGUACCGCUAAUAACAGAAAUAACUCCCGAGGAGAAAACUUGUAUCACACCAAUUACGGAUAUCAACCUCAGUGAUAUAAUAAAAAGUGAAGAAGAUGGUUUUUUUUCAGAUUUACUUGGUCAAGAUCUGAGUGACUCCAAUACACUAACUGAAGCAAAGACUGAGACGGAGGAACCCAAAGGCGAAACAAGUAAAAUGGAUGUGGACUUUGUCGGACCAGACGAAGAGAUCAGUAUUGAAAAUGUCACUAUGAAGGAAGAAAAGCCAGCAAAGUCAAAGGAAUGUAUAAAAUAUCACGAAAGAACGUUAAUUUCUUUUGAAAAUGAUUUAAAAAAUAAAGCAUUCAACGCUUGCUUCCCACAAAAGAAACCGAAGAGACGAAGGGAAUUACUAUGCGCUGUUACUAAACGCCCCGCCCGCUACAUCGACCCCAUAACGAAGCUGCCGUACCGCAGCGUGGACGCGUUCCGCAUCAUCCGCGAGGCGUACUGCCAGCAGCUCGAGGCGCGCGCCGACCGCAGCGACCCGCGCCUCGCCGCCUGGCUGCGCGCGCGCCGCGCCUCCGCCACCUCCGCCUACGUGCAGAUACACAUCAAGUAGAACGUGCAAACAUACAUACAUCCCGCUACCUGACUUUUAUUUCCCCCACCACCCCGCUACGCGCAAUUACGGUUUUAUCCCAUGCAACUGUAUGAAAGACAAUCAUUAUAUAAAUUUUGUCCGAUUACAGAAUAUUUUUAUCAUAUAAUCAUUUAAUUAUCCAUAUAUGGAAGCCUAUACCAAAAUAUGUUUUUUUAUGUGGUGAUCGUUUGAAGGGUAUAAAAAUAUGCAACGCCAUCUAGCAGCGAGUUAUAACAAAGAGGAUAUUUUAAGAAAUCAAAAAAUCAGUUACAUAAAAAUAC
Messenger RNA from Nymphalis io (European peacock), 1673 nucleotides. It is a transcript of the gene YL-1, whose product is annotated as vacuolar protein sorting-associated protein 72 homolog. NCBI's taxonomy places the organism in Eukaryota, Metazoa, Arthropoda, Insecta, Lepidoptera, Nymphalidae. Gene Ontology annotation, cellular component: nucleus. Gene Ontology annotation, biological process: chromatin remodeling; regulation of DNA-templated transcription. Bases 118 to 1371 code for a protein of 417 amino acids. Gene Ontology annotation, molecular function: ATP-dependent H2AZ histone chaperone activity. The record is from RefSeq and is a predicted model, not a curated record. The transcript is spliced from 9 exons.